GGUGUGUACAAAAAUAUAAUUGUAAAUUAGUGCGUGCAAGCAGUCUUGUUUGUCGAAGUGUUUAGAAUCGUGUGGUACAAACACAAAGGAUUGUGCACGGUUUCGGGAAGACAUUCGGUGGCAAAUAAAAAGAAUAUUCUAGAACGAAAAAACGCGAGGUAGUGCACAGUACGUACGGACAGUAAGCUGAAAAACACGGAGAGUUCGUUGUUUUUUGUUUCGAGAAAGCGUCAUUGCACUUGUACUGUCAGUCGAGAAAAGAACAAUUUCGUCGUGAUUUCAUCAUCGUAUGAAAGUGGACAAUCGGUUCUUUGAGACACAGUGAAUUCGGGAGAAACAAAAUGGAGAGCGAUCGAGUUAAUAUUGAAAAACUGGAAGGCGGAAGCAACUGGCUGACGUGGAAAUUUCAAAUGCGUCAAGUGCUAGAAGCUAGUGAACUAUUCGACGUGGUAGAUGGUACUGAUUCCCCACCGUCAAUUAGGGAUGAAAAUUAUAGGACGGAUAUCGUGGCGUGGAAGAAGAACGAUGCCAAAGCGAGACGUGCAAUUUCAACGGCGUGCAAGAAACAGCCAUUGCUGCAAAUUAUGAAUUGUGAUACGGCAAAUUCUAUGUGGACGACGCUGAAAAGUACAUACGAGCAGACAUCGAAGUCAAAUGUUUUAUUUUUGCAACAAAAAUAUUACAGUUUCACAAAGGAGCCGGGCGAUGAUAUUGCAACGUGUAUUUCGAAACUCAUGGAGAUUGUGCAGCAAUUGAAGGAUCAAAAGGAGAAUAUUUCCGAUACGAUGGUUAUGACAAAAAUUUUGAUGGCUUUGCCAGCAGAAUAUAACCAUUUCCACAGUGCUUGGGAAUCGACGAGUGCGGAAAAUCAAACCAUGUCAAAUUUGCGUGCGCGAUUAAUGGCGGAGGAGCUUCGAUUAAAAUCGCAGGGUCAGAUAGAACAUGUGGAAGCGUGA
Messenger RNA from Photinus pyralis (common eastern firefly), 956 nucleotides. RefSeq lists its product as uncharacterized. The coding region runs from base 342 to 956 and encodes 204 amino acids. The record is from RefSeq and is a predicted model, not a curated record. NCBI's taxonomy places the organism in Eukaryota, Metazoa, Arthropoda, Insecta, Coleoptera, Lampyridae. The transcript has 2 exons.